This is a messenger RNA of Penicillium canariense, 1896 nucleotides long. RefSeq names its product ATP-binding protein. Lineage: Eukaryota; Fungi; Ascomycota; Eurotiomycetes; Eurotiales; Aspergillaceae. Gene Ontology annotation, molecular function: ATP hydrolysis activity; ATP binding. The record is from RefSeq and is a predicted model, not a curated record. The transcript has 2 exons. The coding region runs from base 1 to 1896 and encodes 631 amino acids.
AUGGCGCAGGACACCAACGGAAUUCUGGCUGGAGGCGGCGCCAGCAACUCCACCACAAACGGCACUGAGAAUGAGACCGCACAGGAAGAAGAAACCAAGUACGCCCCGCACGGAUCCAUCUGCGGCGCUCGGAACCUCUACCAGACCAAGCCCGAUGAGAAUGGUGAAACAUCGUGGACCAAGGACCUGCCCGAGACCUUGGUCGCGCCCGCCGAGGACGAGGAUUCUGCACAAUACGCAAUGCUUGUACGGCACACAAAAUGUUACGAUGGGCGGAAGAGCCUGUCAAUCCACUCAGUGGUUGUUCAAAGUGAGGCACUCAAGACGUUCCUGGGCAAGGUUCUCGACGGAUACCCCGGCGUCACUACCACUUUGGAGCGCCUAGAAUUUACUCAGCCAUUCAAGCCGUUGGUCCACCGAUGGGAGGACCUUGUGAUGGCUCGUGAAGACGAAGUACUGGACGCGGUUACGAAAGAGCACGUUGACCUCUUCUAUAAGAUUCUCGAAGCGGAGCUGCGUGACACCCUCGCACGCAAGAAGGAUCUCAUUCGCAAUGGGGUUAUCACGCACCCGCUCAUUUGGACGCUUUUUGAGCCCGAUGAUGCGGUCAUCAGCAACACUAGCAUCCCUCGGGGCUUCCUGUUUUCUGACUGCAGCAUCAACUGCCGGACAAAAGCAUGGGUCCUCACUUGCAGACACAUCGACUUCGACGGUGAAGAUUUCGGAUACAAGGAUGAGGAUUUUGCCGCAAACCCGUUCAUUGGAACUACACCCAUUACUUCUUUGCCAGUCUUCCCACUGAAGUAUCAUCCCGAGAAGGAAGCCAUCCGCGAAAAGCUCAUUGCCCAAGGAAAGCGCUGGGAGGAGCACAAAGGCUACCACUACAGGCAAUACGAAGGCGUGGCCGUUGGUUUCUCGGAAGACGACGAGACCAAGCGGUACCACGUCAAAAGCAGGAUCAUCAUCGACGCUGAAGCAUUUAAUGUCUUCCACCCGUACAAGUCUAUCCACGUGUGGGGGUACAGCGACAUACCCCAGGAGCUGAACGACGAUCUGCUUAUGAUUACUUCCCACAUGGUGUACGGUUAUUCCCUGAAGGACAAGGAGUGGCUGCAAUUCUCUCUUUAUUGUACAUCAGAUAUUGAAUGGGACUCCCACGCCUUCGAGUCUCUCGUCCUUCCCCAGGAACAGCAAGACUUAAAAGAGCUGAUUCUAGCCUUUGCAAAAGCCCAAUCCAAGCAGCUAGACAGCUUUGACGAUGUCGUUCACGGCAAGGGCCGGGGAAUCAUUAUGCAACUCAGCGGGCCCCCGGGAGUGGGCAAGACUUUGACGGCGGAGAGCGUGGCUGAGGUGAUGCAGGUUCCACUGUAUGCAAUGAGCGCGGGCGAUCUGGGGACCAGUGCAGAUGCAGUUGAAAGAAGUCUGAAGGACAUCCUCCGCAUGGUCCCCAAGUGGGGUGCUGUCCUUCUCCUAGACGAGGCCGAUGUCUUUAUGGAAGCCCGUUCCUCGACUGACCUGCAGCGCAACGAGCUUGUGUCGAUUUUUCUGCGGAUGCUGGAGUACUACGAGGGUAUUCUCUUCCUCACCACUAAUCGUGCUGAGCAUAUCGAUCCGGCCUUUGAAUCUCGGAUUCACGUGUCGCUGGCUUAUAAGGAACUUGAGGCCCCCUCGAGGCGGCAUAUUUGGAGCCAGUUCUUGGGCCGCUCUGCCAAUGCGGCUACUUUCUCAGACGAGCAGCUGGAAAAGCUGGCCGCAGUGCAGCUGAAUGGCCGGCAGAUUAAGAAUAUGAUGAAAACUGCUAGCCUGCUGGCCUGGUCUCAGCAGAAGCAGCUGGGAUAUCAGCAUAUCGAGACGGUGCUCAAUCUCCGUACGAGCAAUGCGCUAAAGCUAACCUGA